CAAGCCCGCCGCGAAGCCCAGAAGGCCGCAAAGCAAGACAAUGAGUUGAAGAAACAAAUCCAAAACCUCCUCAAAAAGGGCGAGACAGCACAAGCCGCACAGAAAGCCCGCAUGCUCCUCGCCAAGCAGGCGAUCGCAGCACAAAUGGACCAAGCAGCCGACAUGGCGGAGCUGUCCCUGGCCCAGAUCCAAGCCAACAACGCGAUGAACCGGAUGACGGCAAUGAUGGCGCAGUCGUCCAAGACGAUGCAGCGGGCGCAGCGCAGCGCCAACCCGGAGCGCACGCUGCUGACGCUGGAGCAGUUCCGGUCGCAGAACGAGGAAUACGCCAUGAGCAACGGCAUCUACCAGGACGCCAUGACGCAGAGCACGUCCGUGGUGGCACAGGUCAGCGACGACGCGGUGCACGAGCUGCUGGGCAAGUUGGCGGACGACGCCGGGCUCGAGCUGGGCCAGGAGCUGAGCCAGGCGACGACCAGCAAAGUCGACCCGGUCAAGGAGCCGGCCGAGCCGACGCCCGAGGUGGAGGAUGCGCUGCAGCAGCGGUUGAGGGCCCUGAGGGCUUAA
Messenger RNA from Chaetomium strumarium, 567 nucleotides. RefSeq lists its product as uncharacterized. NCBI's taxonomy places the organism in Eukaryota, Fungi, Ascomycota, Sordariomycetes, Sordariales, Chaetomiaceae. The transcript has 2 exons. Gene Ontology annotation, biological process: late endosome to vacuole transport; endosome transport via multivesicular body sorting pathway; protein transport. The record is from RefSeq and is a predicted model, not a curated record. Gene Ontology annotation, cellular component: ESCRT III complex; multivesicular body. The annotation marks the transcript as partial.